GUGAUGACUCCGAAUGUGAUGCUGACAAUAAUGGUUCUGUAUGGAGAGGUCGGUUUUCAUUUAUCAGUGACGCCACUUAUGCGGCGGUGCCAAACCCUGGUCAUGCAUUUAGUGAGGUAGCGUCGUUAGCCACAGAGAUGUCAAAACAACUGUUUCUGCUGAAAAGAUACGUGUCUCAGUUACCAGAAGGUGGUUGUUGUGAUCUUUCGGUGUGUGUUGAUGAAGGACCCUCUGAAACAAAUAAUUUUGUGCUGAAUCCUGAAUCAGAUUGUGAACCAAUAGUAAGUGCUGGCUCCCCUGUAAAUCAGGUUGGUGGUUGUGGGGGUGUUGGUGGUGAUGGUUGUUGUGAUCUUUCGGUGCAUGUUGAUGAAGGACCCUCUGAAACAAAUAAUUUUGUGUUGAAUCCUGAAUCAGAUUGUGAAUCAAUAGUGAGUGCUGGCUCCCCUGUAAAUCAGGUUGGUGGUAAUGGUGCUGAUGGAGGUGUUGAGGAGUCUGCAGACUCAUCUUCUAAUUCAACAGAUGAUGUCGAUGGGCAUGAACAUGUUCAGUUCAGAGACGUACCCGCAUUCAAUUCCUUUGAAUUAAGACAACACAUUGAUUUGAGAGACAUCAAUCCUGAUAAUGUGGAUCAGGUACCCGUACGGGUCAGAAAUAGUGCAGUGUGA
Molecule: messenger RNA, 665 nt
Organism: Xyrichtys novacula (pearly razorfish)
Lineage: Eukaryota; Metazoa; Chordata; Actinopteri; Labriformes; Labridae
Source: the annotation of a GenBank genome assembly